AUGUCGCGCUUGGGGCAUUCCUUCGAAGAACAGAACCAGGUCACCGUGUCAAUUGCAAACACUACUAGCUUCCGUCUCUCCACGUUCCUCCUGUUGGGCAUCCCUGGGAUGGAGGAGCAGCACAUCUGGAUCUCCAUUGCCCUCUGCUCCACGUACAUCACGGCUCUGCUGGGCAGUGGCACCAUCCUGUUGGUCGUCACCUCUGGCGAGACCCUCCACGAGCCCAUGUACCUCUUCCUCUGCAUCCUCUCAUUUACAGACCUGGUGCUUUGCUCCACCACCUUGCCCAAGAUGCUGGCCAUCUUCUGGUUUUGGGCCCAGCCCAUCUCCUUCCAUGGUUGCCUCACUCAGAUGUUCUUCAUCCGGGCUGUUUUUGCCACUGAAUCAGGCGUUCCGCUGGCCGUGGCCUUUGAUCGCUUCGUGGCCAUCUGCCGCCCGCUACACUACUCGUCCAUCCUCAGCCCCGGUGUCACUGGAAAGAUCACAGUGGCCUGCAUAUCCCGAAGUCUAGUCGUCGUCAUUCCGUUCAUCAUCCUGAUCCACCGAUUGCCAUUCUGUGGACAUCAUGUGAUCUCCCGCACCCACUGCGAGCACACGGGCCUUGCCAAGUUGGCACGUGCCAACAUCAAGAUCAACAUCAUCUACGGCCUGACGGUUGCACUCUGGGGCAUGGGGGUGGAUACUGUGCUCACUGACUUUUCUUAUGGCUUCAUCCCCCAUACUGUUCUCCACUUGCCUUCACAGGAUGCCCAACUCAAGGCCUUCAGCACCUGUGGUUCCCACGUGUGUGUCAUCGUGGUCUUCUACAUCCGCUUCUCCUUCCUCACCCACUGCUUUGGUCACUGGGUGCCACCUCAGGUUCACGUUUUCGUGGCCAUCCUCUACCUCCUUUUGCCCCCUGUGCUCAACCCACUGGUGUUUGGCGUUAACACCCAGCACAUCCGCCGGAGGAUCCUGACUCUAAUCCUGGGGAAGAGCGAGGGCCCCCCACACCCCCUCGGGGCCCCGCACACCCCCUCGCUACUACCAUCAGUUCCAGCAAAGUGCCCCAGGGAGACGUCAUCACCCGAGAGACAUGCCCUGUGA
Messenger RNA from Ornithorhynchus anatinus (platypus), 1086 nucleotides. RefSeq names its product olfactory receptor 52D1-like. Gene Ontology annotation, molecular function: olfactory receptor activity. The record is from RefSeq and is a predicted model, not a curated record. Gene Ontology annotation, biological process: G protein-coupled receptor signaling pathway. Gene Ontology annotation, cellular component: membrane. NCBI's taxonomy places the organism in Eukaryota, Metazoa, Chordata, Mammalia, Monotremata, Ornithorhynchidae.